AUGGGCGGCGGCCUCAGCCCUCCACUGACCCUCCUCCUCGCAUGGGCGAUCGAUCGGGAGAGGUAUCCAUAUGGUGCGCGGCAUGGCCACUUCAUCAUCAUCUUGAUGGCCGUGUCGCUUUUCAUUACUCUCGUUGUAAUCGCUUUGAGGUUGUGGGCGCGCUGUAGGAUCAGACGCAACGCUGGGCUGGAUGACUGGCUGAUCGUGGCUGCAGUCCCGAUCCUUCUUGGCUACGAUGCUUGCCAUGUUUUAGGCUACUUUCUUUACGGUCUAGACCGCCACAUCUGGGAGUUGACGACCGAACAAGCCAUUCAUAGCCGCAUGGUUACGUGGUGUAUAGCCGUCAGCUACAUGCUAAUCACGGCGCUAACCAAGAUCUCGAUUCUGACAUUCUACCGGCGCUUAAGUCAUGGCACCUACACCACGUCUUGGAUCUGGACCGUGCGCGGCUUCAUUGCCUUCGUCGCUGCUCUAGCGGUCACCUUUGCUAUUCUACUCUGCGCCGGCUGCCGGCCGUUCAAGGCCUUUUGGCUCAGGGUGAACAUAGAAUGGGUCAUGAACAACGAGUACACCUGCUUCAACGAAGGCGUCAACUUCAUCAUUUUCGCCGUCAUCAACGUCAUCACCGACGCAGCCGUCUGCAUCCUCCCGCUACUCGUCCUGCGCCGGCUACAGAUGCCAAAAAGGCAGAAAUGGGCCCUGAGCGCGCUCUUCGGCAUCGGAUUCUUCCUCUGCUUCUGCGGCAUCAUGCGCCUGGUCUGGCUCUACAUCGUCUACUACACGACGUACGACCUGACGUGGACGACCAACUACAUCUUCUCGUGGACGCUGGUCGAGACGCACUUCUCCAUCGUCUGCGCGUCGGCGCCGGCCUUGAACGUCUUCUUCCGCCGCAUCCUGCAGGCCACGACGCACCGCGAUCCGAACAGCAACCCCUCGCACCAGCGCAACGUGUACAGCACCAUCGGCAGCGGCUCUGCUGUUGGUGGUAGUCGUCCUCGGCUCAACGACGACGGCGGCGAGAGCGGUGAGAGUGGUAUUUAUAUGGCCGACAUGAUCGCGUACAAGGCGGCCAAGGCGGAGGCGAAGAGGAGGGAGAGGGCGUCGUCGCUGUUCUCGGUGUCGGAGGAGAACGGCAAGGAUGAGGGGAGCAGCAGAAGAGGAAGUUCGAUGACGGUUACGCACGAAGAAUUGGACGCGGAUAGGGUAGCGAGAGAGAGCGAUGAUACACUGCCGGCGGUUGAAGAAGAGCAACCGCGGAGUAGCAGAGGGAGCACCGACAGCAUACUAGAGACGCAUCACGUUGUUGUUGGAGGAUUAGGUAAAUGA
Lasiodiplodia theobromae is the source of this 1329-nucleotide messenger RNA. RefSeq names its product Integral membrane protein. The record is from RefSeq and is a predicted model, not a curated record. NCBI's taxonomy places the organism in Eukaryota, Fungi, Ascomycota, Dothideomycetes, Botryosphaeriales, Botryosphaeriaceae. The transcript has 4 exons. The coding region runs from base 1 to 1329 and encodes 442 amino acids.